Molecule: messenger RNA, 1425 nt
Organism: Baudoinia panamericana UAMH 10762
Lineage: Eukaryota; Fungi; Ascomycota; Dothideomycetes; Mycosphaerellales; Teratosphaeriaceae
Exons: 3
Coding region: 1-1425 (474 amino acids)
Biological process (GO): tRNA methylation
Cellular component (GO): tRNA (m1A) methyltransferase complex; nucleus
Source: RefSeq, a predicted model, not a curated record
AUGGAGCAUGAGAACCGAGUAGUUGCGGCACUGGAACAUGGUCAACCUCCUCUGCUCUCGAAGACGACAACAUCGAACCCUUUCUUCCACACAUCGUCCGCCACAGAGGAAGGUAGCUUGACAAUACUGCACCUCAGGCGAGAUAAUCUGGUGCCGGUCACUCUCAGGCGCACGGCAGACGAUGGAUAUGCCGAAGGUGCUGUCACUAACACCAGAUUCGGAAGCUUUCCUCACAGCACAUUGAUUGGUCUGGAAUGGGGCAGUCAAGUGAGGGCGAGCAGGGUUGACACUGGCUCACGCGGCAGGAAAGGGAAAGCAGCGAAACAGCAGGAUGCAAGCAUUCAGAUAGACAACAGACUACCUACGCCUGACCCGCAGCAUGAUAUCUCCAAUGGAUGCCAUACUGCCGCGGAAGAGAUAGGGCAGCCCACAAGAAGCACAGCUGUAGACGCUGGCUCAGGCUUCAUACACCUUCUGCCACCUACUCCGGAAGCAUGGACCGCAUCGUUAGAUCACCGCACGCAGGUUGUCUAUACAGCCGACUACAGCUACGUCCUCCAGCGAUUGCGGGUGCGACCCGGUAGCAGGAUGAUCGAAGCCGGUGCCGGUAGUGGCAGCUUCACUCACGCUGCCGCAAGGGCCGUAUUCUCCGGCUUUCCAGAGGACUCACAUGUAGGAGAGCUAAAACAGGUCGGCAAGGUCUACAGCUACGAGUUCAAUGUGUCCCGAGUUGGUACGCUACGUGAAGAAAUCAGCGCGCAUGGCAUGGAUGAGAUCGUUCAACUCACAUUUCGAGACGUCUGCGAACGUGGCUUCCUGUUCCCAAUAGGCUUCGAUACCACACCACAUGCCGAAGCCAUCUUUCUCGAUCUUCCGAAGCCUUGGGAGGCUUUGAGACAUCUGACCCGAUCAUCAACGCCUAGCGAGUCCGCUUUAAACCCUGAUGUUCCCGUCCAUUUGUGUACCUUCUCACCCUGCAUUGAGCAGGUCAUGGCGACGACAGCGUAUUUGCGCAAAAACGGCUGGACUGAGAUCGAAAUGAUCGAAGUGCAGAACCACCGCAUUGACGUGCGCAGAGAGCAAGUCGGACUCAAAAAUGAAGGUUUGCGUGGCGUCAACGCUUCAGCCGCAACCGUGGAAGAAGCGGUGGCGAGGUUGAGAGAGAAAGGUGGUCCGUGGCGACACAUUCAAAGCAAAGCUGAGCGCUUGGAGAAGCUGAGGAAGGAGGCGGAAGAGCGGAAGCUGUACAAGGAAGGCAACCUCGUCCACCGGACCGAGCCGGAAGUGAAGACACAUACGAGCUAUCUGGUCUUCGCUGUGCUGCCCGUCGAUUUCACCGAUGGUGAUGAGGAAGCCUGCAUGCAGCAGUGGUCCGUUGACGACAUCAUGAAAGUCGAGAAACCCCCGACGAAUGGCGUCAAAUAA